UGCGGGCUCAGAGGUGGAUAUAUAGAGCUCGUAAGAUUCAAUGAUCAACUCAGGUCUCGAGUUAAAACUUACCUGAGUGCAAGAAGUUGCCCUUCCACAAUAGGACAGGUACGAAUAAUGUAUGUCAUAUAGUGAAAUGGGCCAGAGGUCCCUUAUGAAAAGGCUGCCUCAAACCCUAGUCCACAAUUUCCAGUUUGAAUUCCUGGAAAUACCUCAGUUAAUUUGUACUUCUACGAUGAUUUAUUAACAUCUCCCAAGUCCUAGACAAGCGUGGCUACUCGUUUUUCUCUUUUCGUUAUAUUUGCUUUGUAUGGUUGUUUGUUCCUGUUGUUGGUUUGUUUUGUUCUAUGGUGGUCAGGGUAUUAGGCAGUUAAGCAAAAAAAUUGCAGUAGUUCAGAUGUAACUUCAUCGUACUUAGGCGUCUCUCACACUACGCGCAAAGAACGGCGGGGUGGUGAAAGAUGGCUUUGCCCUCCUUUCUUACUCCUCCCAUAAAGCUGCGCGCUUCUCUUAUUUCCAGUCAUUUGCCUUGUGUCGCCCGAGUCUCGAAGGGCAUGCAGAGGAAGCUGUUAGUCCUUCAUUGUAAGGUACUCAGUCUGUAUUCAUUACGCUUGGUUUCUAACUCAAGGUAGUCAUGGGACUCACUUGCAAUCCUCCCAAGCCUGGCGGUGAAUCAUAUGAAAAGAUUUCAAAGGUAAGCUCCCUAACUGUAACUUAACACAGAGAAACUCACGCGCCCGCGUGAUCAUAAGCAGCGCUACUUUAUCGCUCGUGCAAUUUUUUAAAGGGGCUCUGUCACGGCUGACUAGUUUAUAUAGUUGAUAAUGGCAAUAACGAGUCAUUAUUCGCUAUGGAACUUGAGAACUUAGUACUUAGUUGUGAAUGACAAAAUUAAUAGCGUUGUAUUAUUCUUUUUUUCAGCUUGUCUCUAGUGCUCAGGCUGUAACUCGUUCCAGGUUUUAACUAAAAUGUAAUAAUUUGAACAGUAGCUUUCCAUGAUACAGAUAAAAGUAGUGAAUAAUACAAUACUUAGUCAGGUGACGCCUCUAAUGCGUGCCAUGGGAUAGCCGAUUUAACAAAUAAAGCUUCUUUCUCUUACCGUGGGUACCAGAGGUAUUCUCGCGGGUGGCGGGAUCCUUCGGCCCGCGGGCCGAAGCCACGAGUGGCGAUAAAGUCUCUGGCACUUAGGACAGGUUUCCAUUGAUUCUUUUGCCCAAACAAAACGUGAGAUUCGAGUCUUACAGAAGUAAAGUUUGCCAAAUGCUUGAGUCGCUAAGGGACUAGGUCGAGUAAGCAAAAAUUUCUAUUUUCUCCCGGAACAUUUGGCAAUCUUCUUAUAAAUGUAUAGAAAAUGAUCUUUAAUUACGACGCGCUGUAGAAAUCUAUAGAAAUGAUUACCUCCAGUAUUCCCAUAUCUUGCCUAAGUAUUAUUUUGUGUUUUAUCUGUUUUACAGGAAGUAACAUCCAUCAAGAAUUCUUACAGGAAAAAAGCAAAGAUGACAAGGGAGGUUCUUAACUCAAUGGAAAAUGUUAAGUGUAACGAGGUGGCAGGUGCAAUGUAUGCGUUUCCGAGGAUAACACUUCCAAAGAAAGCUAUCGGGGCAGCCAAGGUAUCAUGUCCUGUUUCCGGCCCUGAUUUCUAGGCCGCACUGCAGAAUACUGUCAGUAAUGGAUAUCCUAGGUGUACGGUAAUCUGGAUUCCGGAAUCCAGGAAUUUUUUUCUUGUAGACUGAUCCGGAAUCAGUUGAGGGGUUUUAAAUUUGGAAUUCAGACCUGGUUGUUCUUAAGAUGGAUAGCUCUAUCCACCGGAUAAAUCACUAUCCAGUGGAUAGGUAUUAGCGAAACCAAUUGCACUAUCCACAGCAGGAUAGAGAUUUAUCCGUUGGAUGGCGUUAUCCAGGUUUUGAACAGCUGGGGCCUCCUCUAUAUAUGAAGCCCGGAAUCUCGCUAACGAUUGGAAUCUGGAAUCCACGUUUCAUGGACAAGGAAUACUGAAUCCAGUACCCGCCAUCCGGGAUCUACAGCAUAAAAUCCGGAAUCUACAAAGUGCGAUUCAGAAGCCAAGAUUCUCGUUCAUGCACCUUAUAUUAGAAGAAUGCCAACCCGUUUCCCACCGUGUCAGUUUUCAUAAAAGGCGUUCUUUGGUUAGAAAAAGUGAAAAGGACGCUAUAGGCUCCCAUCUUAUUCAGGCUGCUGACAAUGUCCUGCGAAAGUUAAAAUUUCACUCUCUCAACUUUCCAUGUUUCAUUUAUUGCUAAAUUCCAUAUGUCGUAUCGAUCUAGUAACAGCUCCCAGUAAAGGCUUUAUCGAGGGAUUCUUUGAAAUACAGAUAUUCCCCUCUAUGUAUGUGGUCUGUUUGGUGAGCAAAGUGAAAGGAUUUUGGGUGGACAAAAGUAAUGUGUAUUUUUUUUUGAGUUUAUUGAGUUGUUUGUAUUGCCAUUGAUAUUUAGGCCAAGGAAAUGCCACCAGACGAGUUUUACUGUUGGCAGGCGCUGGGGAAAACUGGAAUUUACAUGAUUCCUGGCCACGUUUGGGAUAUGAACGGCAGCGGUAACAACUGUUACUACAGGUAAGAUUUGAAUUAACAAGGACCAUCAACUUCAGGUCGGAAUUUUGAUGAUUUUAAAAACCUCUCUGUGAUAUCAUUUGCGCCCUUGUAUCACAAGAUUUUCGUAGGCUUGUCUUAUAUAUUUAGAUUGAUUAGAUUGACUCCACCUUUAAAUUGGAAAAGACGCCUCUUUCCCCCCAAACCCCCAAAAUUCUGCUUUUGUACCACAGGAACACCAAAUUAGGAUGCGUUCUGACGAACGCAAUAAGGGUAUACACAGAUCGGCCCAUAGCCGGGGUGAUGGGGGCUUAGUGGAGGGCCUGCAACUGGGAUAAAGUUGGUGUUUACAAAUAGAAGGGCUUACAACCGGGAUUAUACAGUAUGGACCAGAGCUUUAACUUACGUGGGAAAAGGCGUCCUAAAAGCGACUUGUCUGUAAAAGCGACGUUCUGUCAGCGUAUGAAAGUGUGAUGAUAUUGGACCAAAACGUUUUGAUUUUUCUGACCCACUAUCCAUAUGAAGGACUAAUAACUUAAAACGGUUUCAUGUUUUAAUCCUUCUUGGUAGGAUCACUAUUCUUCCUUCUGAAGAGACGUUCGCUCCAAUGUUUGAGCGACUAAGAACCUUUCGCCAAUGA
Messenger RNA from Porites lobata, 3185 nucleotides. The record is from the annotation of a GenBank genome assembly. NCBI's taxonomy places the organism in Eukaryota, Metazoa, Cnidaria, Anthozoa, Scleractinia, Poritidae.